CAUUGCUAUAAUUCAUGAUUACAUCAUAAAUCGUGAAGCAAAGGAUUAUAGCGACAAAGAUCUACAAAUCGACGCUUUAAAAACCAAGCAAAUGAGCUCUUACUUUGUUAACUCGUUCUCAGGACGCUACCCAAAUGGCUCCGACUAUCAGUUACUAAAUUAUGGGACUAACGGCGCCGUGAACGGUACGUUCAGGGACCCUGGCACCAUGCACUCCGGGUCUUUCGGCUACAACUACAAUGGCAUGGACCUAAGCGUAAAUCGCACUAACAACAGUGGCCACUUCGGGGCUGUUGGAGAUGAUGCCCGUGGUUUCGGCCCGGACACCCGCUACAGACAGCAGGACUGUUCCCUUGCGUCUCCAAAUUCUGUGCCGUGCGCCACGGCAAACCGCGAGUCAUUGGAACUAAAAAGCCCCUCUCCUUCAUCUGACCGGACCACGACCUCGAACGGCAACAAUCUCAACAAAGGCAACAAAACACAUUUCACUGAGAUUGAGGAUACUGGCGUUGCCUCCGAAACCGAGGAAGGCGCACAUAGCAGCAGCAGCACUGUCGCCCGAGCGCAGCAACAUCAAGAAUCCAACGCAACCUCUACCAACGCAUCAAGUGACUGCCAAACGCCACAGAUAUUCCCUUGGAUGCGAAAACUACACAUAAACCAUGAUAUGACUGGACCUGAUGGGAAAAGGGCCCGAACAGCUUACACCCGCUACCAGACACUAGAGCUGGAGAAAGAAUUUCACUUCAAUAGAUACCUAACCCGACGGCGAAGAAUAGAGAUAGCUCACACGUUAUGCCUCUCAGAACGACAAAUUAAAAUCUGGUUCCAAAAUCGAAGGAUGAAAUGGAAGAAGGACAAUAAACUGAAAAGUAUGAGUCUUGUCACAGGAUCUAGCGCGUUCCAUAACUGAGUUCAAACUACGAGAUGACAUGAGGAGAAUCCAGAGUACUGUAAUGCGCAGCACCUUUCAGCAUGGUAGACAAAUUAUUCGGUGGUGUAAAACACGCUAUUAGUUUGCCGUUGUGUUAUAGUAGCUUAGUUUUGGGGGGAAAUAAGAAAUGUGAAUCUUUUGAGUUAUAAGUGUCGUACUCAGUUUACUCUCGGGUGUUGUCGUGUUUCACGUGAGCUCUUUAUUGUGUAACUUCAUACAAAUACAGGUGUAAAUUAAGUGUA
Hypomesus transpacificus is the source of this 1176-nucleotide messenger RNA. RefSeq names its product homeobox B5b (gene hoxb5b). Lineage: Eukaryota; Metazoa; Chordata; Actinopteri; Osmeriformes; Osmeridae. Gene Ontology annotation, biological process: anterior/posterior pattern specification; regulation of transcription by RNA polymerase II. Gene Ontology annotation, molecular function: RNA polymerase II cis-regulatory region sequence-specific DNA binding; DNA-binding transcription factor activity, RNA polymerase II-specific. The coding region runs from base 92 to 913 and encodes 273 amino acids. The record is from RefSeq and is a predicted model, not a curated record. Gene Ontology annotation, cellular component: nucleus. The transcript is spliced from 2 exons.